Messenger RNA from Indicator indicator, 2675 nucleotides. RefSeq names its product endoplasmic reticulum metallopeptidase 1 (gene ERMP1). The transcript has 15 exons. NCBI's taxonomy places the organism in Eukaryota, Metazoa, Chordata, Aves, Piciformes, Indicatoridae. Gene Ontology annotation, molecular function: metalloexopeptidase activity. Gene Ontology annotation, biological process: proteolysis. The record is from RefSeq and is a predicted model, not a curated record. Bases 1 to 2664 code for a protein of 887 amino acids.
AUGGAGCGGAGCGCGGCGACAGCUGUAUGGCGGCUCCGCGCGACCGGCGGUCACCGGGAACGCGACCGUCGCCACCUGUCGCCACGGGAGGACGGCGACUGCGACGUGGGCGAGAAGAAGCAGGGCGGGUCGCGGCGGCAGCUUCUGCCGCUGCCCGAGGAGUGGGGGGCCCCGCUGGUGCUUCUGUACCUCCUGGGGCUGCGGGCGCUGGUGCACAUUUCGCACCGGCAGCUGCUGAUGCAGCCGUCCGCCGCCGGGCCCUAUGAUUUCAGCGCCCCUCGCGCCAGGGCAUAUCUUGACAACAUAACAGCAAUUUGGCCCAGAACAGUUGGAAGUCCAGAAAAUGAAGUUCUUACAGUUAACUACCUCUUAGAACAAAUUGAGGCAAUAGAAAGAGAAACCACAGAUGCUCACAAGAUAUCUGUAGAUAUACAGAGGCCCACAGGCUCCUUCAGCAUUGACUUUUUAGGAGGCUUUACUAGUUAUUAUGCAAACAUAACCAAUGUUGUAGUGAAGCUGGAACCUCGAAAUGGAGCUCAGCAUGCAGUAUUAUCCAAUUGUCACUUUGAUUCUGUACCAAAUACCCCGGGUGCCAGUGAUGAUGCUGUUAGCUGCGCAGUGAUGCUUGAAAUACUUAACACACUUUCAAAAUCAUCAGAGCCCUUGCAGCAUGCUGUCAUAUUCUUAUUUAAUGGUGCAGAAGAAAAUAUUUUGCAGGCUAGUCAUGGCUUCAUUACACAACAUGAGUGGGCAAAGUCAAUUAGAGCUUUCAUUAACCUGGAGGCAGCAGGUGUAGGAGGAAAAGAACUUGUUUUUCAAACAGGACCUGAGAAUCCUUGGUUGGUGCAAGCAUAUGUGGUUGCAGCCAAACAUCCCUUUGCCUCUGUAGUGGCACAGGAAAUAUUCCAGAGUGGCGUUAUCCCAGCAGAUACAGACUUUCGUAUCUACAGGGACUUUGGCAAUGUGCCAGGAAUAGAUUUGGCUUUUAUCGAAAAUGGUUACAUUUAUCAUACAAAAUAUGACACAUCGGACAGAAUUUUAACAGAUUCCAUUCAGAGAGCAGGUGACAAUAUUCUAGCUGUCCUAAAAUACCUAGCAACAUCAGAUAAAUUGGCUAAAUCUUUUGAGUAUCGACACGGAAAUGUUGUGUUCUUUGAUGUACUUGGUUUAUUUGUCUUGGCUUAUCCGGCUCGUGUUGGCACUAUUGUGAACUACAUUACUGCAGCAAUUGCUUUUCUUUAUUUAAGCAAGAAAGUAUUACAGGCCAAAACCAGAGGUAUUGACAACCUGAAGAAAUUAUUUACUGCAUUUGGCUUAACACUCCUAAGCUGGCUCUGCACACUAGUGGCAGUCCUUAUGGUGGCAGUGUUUGUCUCUGUCAUUGGGCGGUCUCUUUCUUGGUACACGCAUUUCUAUGUUUCUGUGUUUCUGUAUGGCACAGCAGCUGCAGCUAAGCUCAUUCUUGUGCAUACACUAAUCAAGAAAUUCUUCUACAAGAAUAUGAAUAAGCAGUACCUGGGAGAUACGUUUUUUGAUGCCUCAUUGAUGAUUUGGUCGAUAGCAUUGGCUGUCUUUACUCAGAUGGGCCUUUGUUCAGCAUACAUUUGUACAUUAUGGGUAGCAUUUCCUUUACUGGCUAAACUGAUGAUCCAUAGAGAAUUCAGCCAAAAAGGUGCUACAAUUAAGUUUGUCAUGAUCUAUAUGCUGGGAAUGUUUGUUCCCUAUCUAUAUAUGCUAUAUAUUAGUUGGACUGUAUUUGAAAUGUUUACGCCCAUCAUGGGUCGAAGUGGUUCAGAAAUUCUACCAGAUGUGGUGUUGGCAGGAUUUAUCGUGGUCUUCACUGUGAUUCUGUCAUCCUAUUUUAUUAACUUCAUUUACCUUGUCAAAAGUACAAAAACGACGCUAGUAACUUUAAGUGCUGUGUUUGUAGUCACUCUGAUUCUCGUUUGUAGUGGAAUCUUCUUUCCUUACAGUUCUGAUGCUGCUAAUCCAAAGCCUAAGCGAGUCUUUCUCCAGCACACAAGCAGAAGAUUUCAUGACCUAGAUGGAAAUCUGGUUAAAAGUGACUCUGGUAUAUGGAUUAAUGGUUUUGAUUAUAAUGGAAUAUCUCAUAUAACUCCCCAUGCACCUGAAAUCAAUGACACCAUUAGAACUCCGUGUGAGGAGCAGGCUCCUUUCUGUGGUCUUCCUUGGAUUCUGCCAGUGCAUUUCAUGUUCCGAAAAAACUGGUAUCUUCCUGCUCCAGAAAUGAUUCCAAGAAGACCUAUUCACUUUAAAGUUCUGUCCAAGGAUCAGAUAUCCUCAAACUCCAUGAGGUUAAGCUUUGAAGUAACUGGUCCAAGUCACAUGUCUUUGUAUGUGCGGCCGCAUGAAGGGUCGGCUCUGGCCACCUGGUCUCUUGGGGAUGGCGUGCCAGUUGCUAGCAUAGGAGGAGACUACUUUGUGUUUUACUCCCAUGGGCUGCAGGCUACACCAUGGCGCUUCUGGGUAGAACUGAGGGUCCCAGAAGAGCAUCCCGAUGGAAUAGUCUCCCUUGCCAUAGCAGCACAUUACGUUUUUGGGGAGGAUCAAAAGUCACCUCAACUCAGUGCCUUACUGGAGAGUUUUCCAAACUGGACAUUUUCUUCUGGUUGGUCCUGCACUUAUGACCUUUUUGUCUUCUAAUGUUGACAGUA